AUGGAUGGAUUCACAGAGGCCUUAGGCGAAGAGCCAAGGAUUCCCAAAAAGAACAGACCUGGUUCGCCUGAUAGUUCGCAUUCGAGAUCAUCCUCUAUGUCCAAGAACUCCCUACAAGACCGCCUAUUCACAAAACUACUCCAACAAGUUAUCCCAACAGACAAUGAGGAUGAAACUGAUUCAUCUGGAGACAAGGCUAUUGCCUCUCCAAUAAAACCGGCUUUCAGUUUACCUGUAAUGGCAAACAACUUUCGUCGCUUCAAUGCAAGAAUCGGUGUGGUGUUCCUAUUCCAAGACCGCGUGGAGCGACUACUUACCUGGGACACCCCAACUCACACCAUCUCCCUUCUUUUUGUCUAUUCUUUUAUCUGUUUGCAACCUCAUCUUCUUUUGGUUCUCCCUUUGGUGGUACUUUUGCUCUUUAUCAUGGUGCCGGCCUUUGUAACCCGCCACCCUCCACCACCCAACAGUUCCACUUCUAGCACUACUCCUUACUAUUCUUAUGAUGGACCAGCGCUGGCGCCGGCCACGACUAUCAAGCCUGCACCAGAGACCUCCAAGGACUUUCUUCGGAACAUGCGAGAUCUGCAAAACGUUAUGGCUGAUUUUUCGGACGCUCACGACGCCGCCAUUUCCGUCAUUGCGCCAAUGACCAAUUUCUCCAACGAAAAGCUCUCGUCAACACUGUUUCUAGUCUGUACUAUAGCUAUCGUGGUGCUGUUCGUCAGCGCACAUCUCCUACCCUUAAGGCUUGUCCUCCUUCUGGGAGGAAAUGCAGCGAUUUUAGCAAUUCACCCCACUGUGAGGCAAUUCGUUACGGCUAUGAUGCAAGACAUGGCCGGGGAUUCCCUGGACUUGGACUCAGAUGACGAAAAAGUGCACGGAUUUGCUGCAUCUGUCCCUUCAGACCCAUCUGCAGCAAUGUCCGCGAUGGAAAAGCUCGCAGAUAUCUCAUUGGAUACAUAUCCAGAAGAGCGAGAAGUCGAAAUCUUUGAAGUGCAGCAUCGCGCUGCAGGAACUUCUGAGUCCGGUUGGGAGAGUUUCCUCUUCAGCCACGCACCGUACGACCCACUUUCACCAUCUCGUAUCGCGGGGGACCGGCCUCGUGGAUGCCGAUUCUUCGAGGACGUGCGAGCGCCGCCUGGCUGGACCUGGAAGAGCAAGAAAUGGGAACUUGACCUGGAUUGCCGGGAAUGGGUGGUGGAGCGCAUGAUCACCAGCGUUGGAUUUGAGGUCCCCGGUGUGACCGCCGAAGGCAACGCUAUUGUCGGGGAGGUUGGCGGCUGGGUUUGGGAUUUACCCUCGAAUCGCUCGCAGGAUUCAGAUGAUGAAAUGCCAUUGGCUUACGGAGACCUGCCGCCGGAGUCACCCACUCCCAAGGGGAAGAAGAAGAAAGAGAAAGAAGCGCCUAAGCUCCGAGAUUGGGAGGAAGGCAACGCAUCUCACGGAGUAGGAGAAUGGAGACGGCGACGAUGGGUGCGAGUAGUGCAACGAGUCAGCCUUCCGCCGGCGGGAGUCGUUUCCUACUCAACACUCAGCAGCCGAACAUAA
Molecule: messenger RNA, 1551 nt
Organism: Penicillium soppii
Lineage: Eukaryota; Fungi; Ascomycota; Eurotiomycetes; Eurotiales; Aspergillaceae
Product: PEX28-32 family peroxisomal membrane protein
Exons: 3
Coding region: 1-1551 (516 amino acids)
Biological process (GO): peroxisome organization
Cellular component (GO): peroxisomal membrane
Source: RefSeq, a predicted model, not a curated record